CAUGGUGCCACUUCCGCUUUGGACUAAAUCGGCUACAUGCUAUCGUCGUCGCUGCUGUGCUCCUGCUGCUGGAGGAGAGAAAUGACCAGGAAUGACGCGUGCUUGCUUCUCGGAGCCACCGGCGUCGGGAAAACGUUGUUGAUGAAACGUCUCCAAAAGUUUGGUUCGCAUGGAUCGGGUGAACUGCAGACAACUCCUUCUACCCUGCCUACAGUGGGAACCAACCUGACAGACCUGACACUGAAGAGGAGGAAGGUGACUGUGAGAGAGCUGGGAGGCUGCAUGGGCCCCAUAUGGCCCAGUUACUUCAAAGACUGCUCCUCUGUCAUUUUCAUGGUGGACUCUGCCAACAUUGCUCAGGUAUCCUCCUCCUGUAUCCAGCUGCUGUCGGUACUCUCUGCUGAGCCUCUGCACAGUGCCUCUGUGCUGAUUCUCUUCAACAAGAGGGACAUGCCCUGCACCAUGAGUCUUACAGAGAUAAAGUCACUGUUUAGAAUGGAUGACAUCAUUGCAUCUGCUCCUCAGCCAAUCACAACACUGGAGCUCAGUGCCUGCUCUGGACAGGGACUUAAGGAGGUGCUCAGUUGGCUGGAGUCCAUCACAGUCAAGUGAUCUAUCAUACGCUUGUUCCUUUAAAAGUGAAGCUGCUCUCUCGGGACUCUGAGUAAUGGUUCCAAGCCUUUUGGCAAGAUAUGCCAGUGACGUCAGUGGGCCAAGACUGUUGAUGCAACAUUUUCAAGAGGAUGUAAUGAUGUGUUUACUGGUGGACUCACUGGAAAUGUGGCAAGACAUAUGACAAGACCAACUGGAAAACGUUUCUGGUAUCAAGAUGAACUGAGAAGGUGAUUCAUUGGUGAUACCAUGGAAUAAUGGGAUGGCUGUAAGGUUGGCCAUUUUAACAUUUGUAGAAGCAGAGCAGAGAUUUCAGGCACAACAUAUUUCCAUGAUGCAUGGAGAAGGGCAAAAAUCAUAAGAGGCCAAAACUUGAGCAAUACUUUCAUUAUACAGAACAACUUUAUUGUUAGACCGACGUGUUUCAGCUUGUCGCCUUCAUCAGGGUCAUGUUAACGUUUUCUUAAAUGAAUGAGUGUAGAUCGAACCUGCUGCUAUUUACACAGGUCACUGUUCCUAAUUGAAUGGCAGAUAAACAUUGAAUUGCAGGGAUUCAUGACUGUGGUCAUAGGAUUUGCGUCACAUUAUAACAGAGGAACGUUCAUGCAGUGCUAAGUAAGAAUUGAUCUCUGUCUGAAAUAAAGUAACCUCUUGUAUUUCAGAUUUUUAAAAAACGUUAAAGUGUGAAAAGCAAAUGUUAAAAGAGUAAUUACUGUCAAGGGACGCAGCAGAGUAGUAAUGAGUUAUUACCAGCAGGGGGCACAAGGAGCAAAGCUAAUAUUGAAACGGGAUAUGGGUGUGUGCUUGUGUAGUGAGGAUUUCAUACAAAAUGUAUUGAUAUCAAGGGAAAUAAGAAAAUGCAAAGCAAUAAAACCAACUAAACAAUUAA
This is a messenger RNA of Hippoglossus stenolepis (Pacific halibut), 1501 nucleotides long. It is a transcript of the gene arl16, whose product is annotated as ADP-ribosylation factor-like 16. Lineage: Eukaryota; Metazoa; Chordata; Actinopteri; Pleuronectiformes; Pleuronectidae. The coding region runs from base 37 to 612 and encodes 191 amino acids. Gene Ontology annotation, molecular function: GTPase activity; GTP binding. The transcript has 5 exons. The record is from RefSeq and is a predicted model, not a curated record.